CUCUCUCUUGCCCCACGCACAGCUUUGCGACGCCAACUACUUGGACAUUCCACUUUUGCCAGAAUGUCCUCGACCACGCAUAACCACACCGACGCUUCGUGCAUUUUCUGCAAGAUCAUUGCGGGAUCCAUCCCGAGCAUGAAGCUCUUCGAGACGGACAAAGUCUAUGCUUUCCUCGACAUCGGACCUAUUGCGCCUAAGCACUGCCUCGUCAUCCCCAAGUGGCACGGCGCGAAAAUCACAGACAUACCCGACGACUACCUCAUGGAGAUCGCCCCAGCGCUCAAGAGGAUCGCCAUCGCAUCAGGGGAGGAGAACUACAAUCUGCUGGCUAAUGCCGGGACCAUUGCGCAUCAAGUGGUGAUGCACUUGCAUUGGCAUUUCAUUCCCAAGCCUGAUGAGAAGCAGGGCCUCGGAGUGGGAUGGCCUGCGACGAAGCCUGAAAAGAAGGAGUUGCAAAGGAUUUACGACGAGUUGAAGCAGAAGCUGUAGUGAGCAGGUGGCGGGCAGCUGAAUGACAUGAGAUGUGAUGUGACGAUAUUCUUCUUGAUGAUUGAUUGACGGUACGGUCAAGAACGAGGACAUAAUGGCAAGAACAGGACAUGACUGCUAGC
This is a messenger RNA of Jaminaea rosea, 614 nucleotides long. RefSeq names its product putative HNT1-adenosine 5`-monophosphoramidase. Gene Ontology annotation, molecular function: catalytic activity. The record is from RefSeq and is a predicted model, not a curated record. Bases 64 to 492 code for a protein of 142 amino acids. The transcript has a single exon. Gene Ontology annotation, biological process: nucleotide metabolic process. NCBI's taxonomy places the organism in Eukaryota, Fungi, Basidiomycota, Exobasidiomycetes, Microstromatales.